This is a messenger RNA of Elgaria multicarinata webbii, 1962 nucleotides long. RefSeq names its product amphiregulin (gene AREG). Lineage: Eukaryota; Metazoa; Chordata; Lepidosauria; Squamata; Anguidae. Gene Ontology annotation, molecular function: epidermal growth factor receptor binding; growth factor activity. The record is from RefSeq and is a predicted model, not a curated record. Gene Ontology annotation, biological process: epidermal growth factor receptor signaling pathway; positive regulation of cell population proliferation. The transcript is spliced from 6 exons. The coding region runs from base 1 to 699 and encodes 232 amino acids.
AUGCGUGCCACGCUCGCCCUCGUCCUCCCGCUGCUGCUCGGGAGCUCAGUGUGCCAGCAUGCCGUUGGAUCAGGGCUAAAUGUGACGGAACAUGAGCAAAGAAGCAUGCCUGUCUUGAGGACUCUGGAUGCACCUGCUGCAAUUGAGAUAUUUUCAUCAGGAGUUGAUUAUGAAGAGGCCGGGGAGAAAGAUGUGAAGGAGGUGAUGGCACCGCAGUUCCUUGUGGGUGAUCCAGGUAGAGGUGAAUUACAAUUUAAGAAACCAGCAAGAUCGGAGAAUGGAAAAAAGAACCCUAACAAACACAAAAGAAGGGGCAAUAAGGAGAAGAAAAAUAAAAAGAAGAAAGCUCCAUGUGAAGGAAAGUUUAGAAACUUCUGUGUUCAUGGUGAAUGCAAAUAUAUCGAAGAUCUCGACAUACCCACAUGCACAUGCCAUCAAAAUUACUUUGGUGAACGUUGUGCUGAACAGUUCUUGAAGACACACAGGAACAACGAUUCAGCAAAUCAGUCAACAACAGUACUCAUGGUGUACUCAACCACAGUAAAUGUGGUGGUGGCGGUUGUACUCUCAUUCUUCAGUUUCGUCGUCAUUGUAAUCAUUAUCAUAGUGCAAAUAAGAAAAAAGUUUCCUAAAUAUGAUGAAAAAGAGGAAAGGAAAAAGCUCCGACAAGAAAAUGGAAGUUCCCACAAUGGUGUUUAAAGAAAAGUGAAGGUGGUGAAGAAGCUAUUGCUGAAGCACAUGCUGUUCCAGGGAGGCACAUCUGCAAAGGUUAAAUCAAGAACCUAGAGGAAUGGGUUGAGACUGAGACCCUGACUGCCCCCAACAUGGAAGAUGCUGCAAAGAGGGAUUUUGCACUCUCUCUUAUCUCUUGGCAGCUGCCAAUGAACACAGAACAUGCUGCUGCACUUGCAGGAAAGAACAUCCAUAGUUUUCAUAACCACUGGAGAAGCUGGCCCACACUGUUCAAUACUGGAAGACUAUCAGAAGGUCGUUGGCUUGCAGACUUCCCUUUUGCAUGUGUUAUGUGUCAUCAGAAUUGUUGACUGAGGGUUUACAGAGAAAUCUGAGAGAGAAUAUGAAUUUAGGAGAUGUUCAUGAUAGUAAAGAGAAAUUCUAUACUGAAUUCCACGGAACCCUAUGAAGGUGAAAAGAAAACAAAGUACUCCUUCAGACAGGGACAAAUCACAUUCCUUUACCGUGGCUCUGCUUCCUGCUUCUCUUUCUCUUCUACAACAAGCUGAAGUUACAAGAAGAAAAGAGCUGGGACCAUGUGGCUAGUACAGCCUCAAUACAAUUGAAUGGGACACCGCCCUCUAGUGGGCAUUUUAUAGCACAACUUUGCCUGCACAUGGCAGGAAAACCCAACAAAUAUCAAUACGGCCUAGAAGCGUUGGGUUUUCUGAGGUUUCAUUUUUAGUGCUAAAACCAGAAAAUGGAGCAGGAGAUGCACAGGAGGCUGACAGUGUUGUCAGAAUGACCCACGAACAUCUGUGAGUGGCCAGUAAUGAGCGUGCUUAUAAAACACUCAUUUAAAGAUGCUCAAAAACAGAGCAGGUUUUGAGUAAGUCUCUCAUGCUGCUUAAAGAGCUGUGUGACUCCAUCUGGGACAAGCAACACAGGGCGUGCCUCUCUUCUUCCACACCUCCACCUCUGUCAUCUUGAGGAUUCCCAUUUGCUGUAUCAAAGGGUGGCAGACCAGAAAUGUUAUUUGCUACAGAUUACUUUUUACUUUGGAUGUCUCACUUUGAAGGUGCAUGAAUAAUUGGAGCGAUUUCAAGGUUGCAGCUACUGUAAGUUAAACCACGUGUGCUGUAAAGUACAGCGAUUUUAAGACCUGAAUGUCAUGGCAAAACUCAUCCAAUCACAAAACAAAUGUAAGAGUUGCUUGUUGGUGAUUUUGUGCUCUUUUGGAACUAAUCUAAUCUUCAUCUGCAGUGUGUCAAUACUAGUGAUUGUUGCCUU